This is a messenger RNA of Ustilaginoidea virens, 1419 nucleotides long. RefSeq lists its product as uncharacterized. The transcript has a single exon. Gene Ontology annotation, cellular component: cytoplasm; mitochondrial inner membrane. Gene Ontology annotation, biological process: 'de novo' pyrimidine nucleobase biosynthetic process; pyrimidine ribonucleotide biosynthetic process. Bases 1 to 1419 code for a protein of 472 amino acids. Gene Ontology annotation, molecular function: dihydroorotate dehydrogenase activity. The record is from RefSeq and is a predicted model, not a curated record. NCBI's taxonomy places the organism in Eukaryota, Fungi, Ascomycota, Sordariomycetes, Hypocreales, Clavicipitaceae.
AUGCCAACAUCCACAAUUCGCCUGCGGUCCGUCGCGCACCGCCUCGGCCCUUCGCCGAGUAGUAGUCUGCGCACCACUCCUUCCCGCAUCAUCAUUUCCCCCGGCGCCAAAAGGCAAGCUUCGACCUCGUCCAACGCCUCGGUCUAUGGUGGGCGCGCAAAGGCGGUGCUGUUUGGAGGCGCGCUCGCUGCCGCCACGUGCGUGGCCUACCUUUACGUCACCGACACCAGGGCUUCCUUCCAUCGAUACGUCGUCCCACGCUUGAUGCGAGUUUUGUUCCCCGAUGCCGAAGACGCCCACCACUCCGGUACCAGGGCGUUGGAGACACUCGACAGAUUCGGGCUUGCGCCCCGGGAGAGAGGCAGCUCGCUACGGACACCUGAACUUUCGACGGAGGUGUUUGGAACCCUGCUAAGCAAUCCGGUUGGAAUCUCUGCCGGCUUGGACAAGGAUGGCGAGAUUCCAGACGUUCUCUUUGGCCUCGGAGCCGGCGUCGUCGAGAUUGGCGGCAUAACGCCUCUUCCGCAAGCCGGCAAUCCCAAGCCUCGCGUCUUCCGAGUGCCGUCCACCGACGGCAUGGUAAACCGCUAUGGGCUCAACUCAAAGGGCGCAGACCAUGUCGCCAGGCAAUUGAGGGAGAGGCUCGGCCGCUUCGCGAGGUCCUCGGGCGUGGCCGAGCAAGACGUUCUCGACGGGGCUGCCAGAGUUCCCCCCGGGAGCUUGCGGCCGGGCAGGCUUCUGGCCAUCCAGGUGGCCAAGAACAAGGACACGGAUGAGCGGGACGAGAAGGCCGUUGCCGACGACUACGUAUACUGCGUUUCCAGGCUCGCGCGCUAUGCCGACAUCUUGGUCGUCAACGUGAGCAGCCCAAACACGCCCGGGCUUCGCGACCUGCAGGCCACGGAGCCCCUGACAAGGCUCCUCACCGCCAUCAUGGAGGAAGCAGCCCGGACGGACCGAAAGUCGCGCCCCAAGGUGAUGGUCAAGGUUUCCCCGGACGAGGACCGCGACGCGCAAAUCGAGGGCGUCGUCGAGGCCGUACGAAGAAGCGGCGUCGACGGCGUCAUUGUCGGAAACACCACCAAACGACGCACCGGCGUGGUUCCUCGGGGCGUCAAGCUAGGCGCCAGGGAGCAGCAGGCGCUCAUGGAGACGGGCGGCUACUCCGGCCCGGCCAUGUUUGACCGCACGCUGGAUCUGGUCGGCCGCUACAGAAAGAUGCUGGACGCGCGGCCCUGCGGCCCGGACGAGCACAGCAAGACCAUCUUUGCGACGGGGGGGAUUACCACCGGGGACCAGGCGCUCAAGGUGCUCAAUGCGGGGGCGAGCGUGGCCAUGGUGUACACGGGCAUGGUGUACGGCGGAGCGGGCACCAUUACGAGAAUCAAGAAUCAGAUGCGAAGCCGGCUGAAGGACUGA